Molecule: messenger RNA, 4808 nt
Organism: Anguilla rostrata (American eel)
Lineage: Eukaryota; Metazoa; Chordata; Actinopteri; Anguilliformes; Anguillidae
Gene: jph3b
Product: junctophilin 3b
Exons: 5
Coding region: 1300-3621 (773 amino acids)
Biological process (GO): regulation of synaptic plasticity
Cellular component (GO): junctional membrane complex; endoplasmic reticulum membrane; plasma membrane
Source: RefSeq, a predicted model, not a curated record
GUCCUCCUCUAAUGAGCAGGAUUCAGAGACACCACGGAGAGAGAGAGAGAGGCAGCCCCGCACGACGAGGGCCGGGGGAAAUAAGGAUGACGACCAAAAAAAAGGCAGAGCGCGAUAAGUGAAAAUCACCGGAGCCGAGCCCCCCGAGAAGAAGCCCAAAAAAGGGGACCGCGGACCUUUCCUCCAUCCGCCAAACGGGAGCCAGGACCCCAGCGUUAGACUACGAACGGACCUGGGGAAGAGACAGCACAGAGAGAGAGAGAGAGAGAGAGAGAGACAGCGAGAGAGAACAGGAGAAGCGGAGAAAAAAAAAAAAAACCUCAGAUCAGGUCGGUUGUUUAUCGUCGAGGUGCGUGCAGGAGCGCGAUCGGAAGCGUCCGAAAGAGACAGUGUGUGUGUGUGUGCGCGGGUGUGCGUGUGUGUGUGUGUGUGUCUGCCGUGGAGAAGGGGAGAGACUGCAUUGCCGUCUCCAUCGCGAGCCGUAGAGAGAAGCCUAGCAGAUCCUCUCUCUCCCUCUCUCCGUCCCUCUCCGUCCCUCUCUCUCUCUCUUUUUUUCCGCUCCGCCGUUCCUGGCGCUGGGACGGGGAGGCAGAGCGCCUGAUCUCGGGCCGAGAGAGAGAGCGGAAAGGGGGAAGAACGGAUCGCCAUCGCCAUGGUUCCCUGCCACGCCUGGAGACGGCUGCGUAGGAUUCCGGGUUUCUAGGCGGAGACCGACCCCCCAGCCAGCCUCGGGGGGGGGAAGACCCACGGGGAGCGCCAGGAGGGAGCGGCAGGGCCGUCCGACCGGCUCUGUGGAGAUUGCGCCUGGAGGCGGGGGGGGCGGGGUGACAGGGGAGAGGAAGGGGGGGGGGGACUCGCCGCGUCGGCGAGGAAAGGGGAGGGGUGUACCCCGAACUCUGUGCUCGAGCGUCAGCGGGGAGACGCAUGGCCGCCGGGCCCCUGGUCCCGUAUCCCAGCCGCGGGGGGAGCGGGCUGGAGUGACCCGCGCCGGGAGGAUGGUCUGAGGAGGCCCGGAGGAGCACCCGCCGCACCACACACUACGCCACACAGCACCGCACCGCGCCGCACCGCGCCGCCCGGCCCGACUCUCCUCUCCGAGGACCGGAGGCGUGGGGCCUCCUCUCCUCCGCUCCGGUUUCAUCGUCCGUCCGAGAAGGGGGGGGGAACCGGCUCCUACGCCCCCCCGAGUUUCGGGUCCGCUUUCUUCAUCCCUUUCCUCCUUCCUUUGGUCACUUUUUAACCCUUUUGCUCUUUUUUUCUUUUUGAGGUUCGGGGGAUUUGCCAAAACCUGUUUCAUGCAUGUCCAGUGGGGGCAGGUUCGACUUUGAUGAUGGGGGGUCAUACUGUGGAGGGUGGGAGGAGGGGAAGGCCCACGGCCACGGCAUCUGCACGGGCCCCAAGGGCCAGGGCGAGUACUCGGGGUCCUGGAGCCACGGGUUCGAGGUGCUGGGCGUGUACACCUGGCCCAGCGGGAACACCUACCAGGGCACGUGGGCCCAGGGCAAGAGGCACGGCAUCGGCGUGGAGAACAAGGGGAAGUGGGUGUACAAGGGCGAGUGGACGCACGGAUUUAAGGGGCGCUACGGCCUGCGGGAGAGCACCGGCAGCAGCGCCAAGUACGAGGGCACCUGGAGCACCGGCCUGCAGGACGGAUACGGCACCGAGACCUACUCCGACGGAGGGACGUACCAGGGCCAGUGGGUGGGCGGGAUGCGGCACGGCUACGGGGUGCGGCAGAGCGUGCCGUACGGCAUGGCGGCCGUCAUCCGCUCGCCGCUGCGCACGUCCAUAAACUCGCUGCGCUCCGAGCACAGCAACGGCACGGCGCUCCACCCGGACGGGCCGGGCGUGGCGGGCGGGGGCGGGGCCGGCGGCGGCGGGGGCGGGGGCGGCGGCGGGGGCGGGGCGGCGGGCAGCCCGGCCGUGUCGCGGGGCGGCUUCGUCCUGACGGCGCACGGCGAGUCGGAGCUGGCGCGCGGGAAGAAGAAGGGCCUCUUCCGCCGCUCCAUCCUCAGCAGCCUCAAGCUGCGCAAGUCCGAGUCCAAGAGCUCGCUGGCCAGCCAGCGGAGCAAGCAGAGCUCCUUCCGCAGCGAGGCGGGCAUGAGCACCGUCAGCUCCGCCGCGUCCGACGUCAACUCCACCGUCAGCCUGGGCGAGGGCGAGGCCGAGCUCUCCGUCGCCGAGGACGACCUGGACGCCACCACCACCGAGGCGUACGCCGGCGAGUGGAAGAACGACAAGCGCUCGGGCUGCGGCGUCAGCCGGCGCUCCGACGGCCUCCGCUACGAGGGCGAGUGGCUGGCCAACCGCCGCCACGGCUACGGCUGCACCACCUUCCCCGACGGCACCAAGGAGGAGGGCAAGUACAAGCAGAACGCGCUGGUGAGCGGCAAGCGCAAGAACCUCAUCCCGCUGCGCGCCAGCAAGAUCCGCGAGAAGGUGGACCGCGCCGUGGACGCCGCCGGGAAGGCCGCCGACAUCGCCAAGCAGAAGGCCGAGAUCGCCCUGUCCAGGACGGCCCACGCUCGGGGGAAGGCGGAGGCAGCCAUGGGCGCGGCUCAGAAGGCGCAGGAGGAGUGUCGGCUGGCCAGGGUCACUGCCAAAGAAUUCUCCCCCUCCUUCCAUCACCGCGGAAACGGAGUGGAGUGCCAAAGGCCAAAGCAUCAGAACUCAAGUGAGAACGACAUCGAGGCGAUCUCCAGCUGCACGCCGGACAGCCCCGAGCUCUACAUGAAGGGCACCACGCCCCCGGACCUGACGCCCGACCUGAGCCCGGUGCCCAGCCGCCCCUCCACCCCGCCCUGCAGCCCGCCCAAGCCCUCCCACCGCACCAAGAACGCCCGCUUCCUGCGGCAGAGCGCCGUGGACGACGAGCGGGGCGCCGCCGAGAUCCAGGUGCUGAUGGAGGGGCGGGGCGGCGGCGGUGGCGGCGGCGGCGGAGGGGGCGGGGACUACCUGCGGGCCAACAGCUGGAGCGAGGACAAGCGGCACCCGGGGGGCGGGGGCAGCCGGGGCAGCAGCCGCUCCGUCACCCCCUCGGCCCAGGACGAGGGGCGGGGCGGGGGGCGCGCCAACGGGCACCGGCACGCCCAGUCCAACCACAAGCCGCGGGAGCGGUGGGCGGACUGCCCGGCGGCGGGCUGGACGGCGCAGCGGGCGCUGAGCGAGGGCCUGGCCCGCUCCCGGCUGCUGGAGCAGGACGAGGAGAAGCUCAGCAACUACGAGAUGGAGAUGCGGCCGCUGCUGCCCAUGGACUCCGCCUCUCAGAAACACUACGGCCACGCCCACCCCGAGCCCCGCCCCCACGCCCAGCAGAGACUGCGGCCGGCCAAGGGCCGCGAGGGCAAGGAGGGGGCGGGGCCCCCCGGGGCCCGGGAGGGCAGGGAGGGGGCGUGGCCCGCGGGCCUCCCGCCCGACCCGUUGCAGAAGCUGGAGGCGCGGCCUCUCUGUCGGGACCUCACCCUCUCCCCCCCACAGAAAUCUCCGCCCAUUGCACUAGAACAGGACGAGGAGAACAUGACCCAGCUCAAAUCAAACUCGGGUUCCAGCUCUAUUCUGGUUGUCAUGGUGAUUUUGCUCAACAUUGGAGUGGCCAUUUUGUUUAUUCACUUUUUUAUUUAAACAAUGUAUUGCCUAUUAAUUCUUCUUAUUUAUCUAUACUAUUGUUAUGAAUUAAUAUGAAAACUAUCACGGCUAUUCACCCCCCCGCCUCCCCAAACCCUCUUCAGCCCGUUUUGGCAAAGAGACAUAAUACGGUCGACACAGAAUAAGAAACUCCAUUAAAGAGAUGUGUGAGGUCAAAAUUAGCAGAGCGGCAAAGGCUCAAUUUUCACCAUUCUGCUCCUGACCUCCCCCCCCCCCCCAAGCCCCCCCAGCUCCCUCCAUUACCCACUUAUUUCCACAUUCCUUUUAAAGACCACUUUAACUUAUAAUUUAACUUAUUUAUUUAUUGGCUAAAGAUAUUUAUGAUAAAUUGCAAAUUAUUGUUUUUUUUUUUUUAUUACUGUUUAUUGCUCACUUGCCUUGUUUUGCUCUGUCGAUGAUGUUGAUGGGUUUAUUACUUUAUAUAUUUUCUUGGGAAGUUAAAAAAAAAAGAGAUUAAAAUCUGGUGCGGGCUUGUUAAAACCGUGUAGUUUUGUGGCCCCUGGGUGAAGCUCCGCCCCCCCUGCCUGUCAAGUGGUUCCCAUGGUGAGACCACGCCCACUCGCCGUCACCAGGAGGGGAGUCCCAGCAGGACGCGUCUGUGACUCCUUCCGGAGAACAGAUGGUCAAGCGGAUGCUGAUCCCCACCCUCCCCAUCUUGGACACGCCCUCCCAGGAACCGGCCCCUCCCCCCUUUCCACAGCCCCGGGGGAUUGUGGGAUUGGUGGAGUCUGGAGAAAAGAAGGGAUUCUUAAACAGGGCUACUCACUCUCAACCGUAUGCAACAGAGGAGAGACAGGCUGUCUGAAAGGGCUUCAUCACUGCAUUCAUGUCAGCAUGGAAACCCAGAAAUAUUUUCUCACCAUAAUGAUCACGCGCACCAGGAAACACUUACACACACGCGCACACACACACACGCACACACAUGAACAUGCACACAUGCACAUGAACACACACACAUGCACACACACACACACAAACAAACACAUAGAAACAUGCAUCCAUAUGUGCAUAAGCACAUAAACAGACAUUUUGCUCAGAACAGACACUCACACUCACACACACACACACAAAAGCACGCAGAAACAUACACCUACACUCACACACCUACAUGCACAAAAACACACAUGCGCAUGAACACAGACACACACACGCAAGCACACACA